Echinococcus granulosus is the source of this 1338-nucleotide messenger RNA. RefSeq names its product cadherin. The record is from RefSeq and is a predicted model, not a curated record. NCBI's taxonomy places the organism in Eukaryota, Metazoa, Platyhelminthes, Cestoda, Cyclophyllidea, Taeniidae. The transcript has 4 exons. The coding region runs from base 1 to 1338 and encodes 445 amino acids.
AUGCAACGAAGAAAAACAAGAAAAUACUUUUGCUACCUUUAUUUCCUUCACGUUGCGAACCUGAUCGGUUCCGACUGUUUGAAAUUCCUUUUACAUGUUCAUCAGCUAAUUGAGCUGGUCAUAGAAGAUGUUCCCAGCCGAGGAAAUUGGCUCGGUGCAGGAGGCGACGGGAAGAACAGUUUGAACCACGGAUCCUUUGCCACCUCCUAUCGGAUAGAAGCAAAAAACAUACUCAUCGUCAUCGUCCUCUCUACAGUGUCAGCUUUUCUCGCCGCCGUUCUGAUCAGCGCCAUCCUCUGUAUGGUACGCCCCUUCCACAAGUCUCGUAGACGACGUAGUGGAGACGCGGUCUUGAACGAUGGCGUCGGUUGCGGUGGCACGAUGAAGCUGUCACCCUUUGGAAUGGAGCCACACACAAGCCCCACUCUCCUCAUGAACCCGCGCAGCGGAGCCCUCUCCUGCUCAGACUCGGCCACGCUAGAUGGCUGCUCUGCUGUCGGCGAAGGCACGUGGAUUGUUGGCACCACGGGGACUCUCAUCAGCGCCUACGACGGCAACGAAAUGAAAAGUGGGGCUUUUCGUUUACAGGCUGACGGCAUGGCGCCGAUUUGGAGUCCGAUGCAUAUGGCAUCAAGCGAUUGCACUUUUGAGACCGAGAGCCUAAUUCCCAUAGGCUUACCAUCUGAAAUCGCAGGGAAUCCAAUCUCCUCUGGUAGUACUUUGCAAAGGGGACAACACUUUCUACUACACCAAUCACCUGCCCUCGGCUGCCCCUUGUCCCGUGGUCCUACCGUUGAGAUGGUCGCGGUAUCUUGUGGCCAGGACGAGCAGCGCUCCGAUAGCGGACGCGGGGCCAGCGACGAGGAAGCCAUGUUCCAGGGGCCAUUCCAAUCCAUCCUCUGUGGAUGUCCCGUCGCCUCCACAGGAAAAGUCUCUGGCUCGGUUACGCUGGCUGCAGACCACCCAGGUUUCGUUGGCACUCUCCCACGCCUCGAGACUAGCGAGACACCCGUGACCCCUAUCACCACCACGAGUGGUAUAUAUUUGUGUGCUAGCUCCCUAGCAGGUCAAACAGGAACCGUUUCCACCACUUCCGCAGCUGAAGAGAGGCCUCAGAGAUCCGUGUCAACUUUCGUUACUUCAGAAGAGAAGGAGAAUGGGAGUUUACCAUGUAGCGAGGUACCUCUUACCUUGGUCGGAAACAUCAGCAAGACAUUCAGUUUGCCGAGAGAGGGUCUCUGUAUGACAAAAAGCCUUCUCGAUGAUCAUACUGCUGACGAGAGCGCCAACAGACUAUGCCAGGAGAUCGACCACCUCCUCUUUGACAACAUGAUUUAG